AUGGCCGCCAACGGCGCAAACGGCGCAAACGGUGACUCACGACCGGUGUUCUUCUUCGACAUUGACAAUUGUCUCUAUUCCAAAGCAUGCAACAUCCAUACUGAGAUGGGAAAGUUGAUCAAUAAAUUCUUUUGCAAGCACCUAGACCUCAGUGCCGAGGAUGCGCAUAUGCUCCACCAGAAAUACUACAAGGAGUAUGGUCUCGCCAUCGAGGGUCUAACUCGCCACCACAAGAUUGACCCACUCGAGUUUAACUACGAGGUUGAUGAUGCUCUUCCCCUCGAUACGAUCCUCAAACCCGAUCCCAAGCUGCGAAAGCUGCUCGAGAGCCUAGACACCAGCAAAGUGAAGCCGUGGCUACUCACCAAUGCCUAUGUGAACCAUGGAAAGCGGGUUAUCAAACUGCUAGACAUUGAGGGUAUUUUCGAGGGUAUUACCUACUGUGACUAUGGACAGUUGCCGUUAGUUUGCAAACCCAGCCAGGAAAUGUACGAAAAGGCGGAGAAGGAAGCCGGUGCGCCGAGCAUGGAACAGUGCUAUUUUGUCGAUGACUCACACCUCAACUGUACUCAUGCACAAGAACGGGGUUGGAAUACAGUGCAUUUGGUAGAGCCAGGCAUUCCCAUCCCACAAGUCCCCGCCUCGAAAUACUUGAUCUCUAAUCUGGAGGAGCUUCGGGUCCUUUUCCCCCACCUCUUCAAGCCCCAGGAGAGCGACGACGCUUAG
This is a messenger RNA of Penicillium atrosanguineum, 726 nucleotides long. Its product is annotated as putative pyrimidine 5'-nucleotidase. Gene Ontology annotation, biological process: pyrimidine nucleobase metabolic process; nucleotide catabolic process. Gene Ontology annotation, molecular function: nucleotidase activity. Bases 1 to 726 code for a protein of 241 amino acids. The transcript has 5 exons. NCBI's taxonomy places the organism in Eukaryota, Fungi, Ascomycota, Eurotiomycetes, Eurotiales, Aspergillaceae. The record is from RefSeq and is a predicted model, not a curated record.